Symbiodinium sp. CCMP2592 is the source of this 1146-nucleotide messenger RNA. NCBI's taxonomy places the organism in Eukaryota, Dinophyceae, Suessiales, Symbiodiniaceae. The record is from the annotation of a GenBank genome assembly.
AUGCCGAACGUUGGACCCCGGAUGGCCACGACGUACGCGAAGGCCGAGCACGCGAAGAACAGGGAGGUGGUGAUCAUCGCCUACGGUUCGGAGAUGAACUACCCCGAUGGUGACUCGCCGUUGAACUCGUACUGCGCUGGACACACGGGGAUCGUACAGGAGUAUUGUCGCUGGGCUUUUGGCAAGGAGAACUUUACCUUUCAGACGGUGGACGUUCGAAAUCUCGGCAACCCGGCGGUCAACUACGACGUUCUGAAGCACCUCAGUAUUGGACAGAACGGCAUGUGGCAAGCGCUGGUCUUACUCAUUGGACUCAUCUGGACGUGGUUCGAACUUCGUGGGCCACAGCAAAAACUCGCGUUGUUCUUGCACUGUGCGAAGGGCAAGCACAGGGCGGCUGGGACCGGAGCGCUUCUUUCGAUUGCCACCGGUUUCCCUUGUUAUUUCCCGACGUUCAACUUCCCCAACGUCUGGGACGCGCGGUUCUACUUCGUUCGACUACCCGCUGUUCUGCCGGAAAAGGACGAAAUCAACGACUUCAUUCUCUACGCGGCGGACUACGCGAAGUACCCCUUCAAGUCCGAAGCUCGCCGAGAACUCGCCUGGAAGAUCUGUCAGGUCAAACACAACCUGGUCGAGCCGGACUCGGACCUCGCCACGUGGGUCUAUGAGAACAACCUUCAGGACUCGCAGGACAACGAGGGGUACUACUCGGACACGGAGGAGGAAAAGGUUCUCGCAGACUUCAGAGGCGAGAACAGGACAGUUCGACGGACCAGGAGAAGGCGAAAGGCACCCACGCCGGACAACGCUGAUGAAGAGGAGGAGGACAAACCCGUGGAGCAGUCGUCGAGCUCGGACGAGGAGGAACAGGAACCGGCGGACAUGAAAAAGUUCGAGAACACGAAGAUGUUCCCCGGAGAAGCUGUGGACGAUGAUGGCUUUGUUCGUGUUAACAGAACACGCAAGGGCAAAAAGCUCGGUCUGGACGACGACGUACCUCCCAAGAUGUGCCCGGAGAACUACACCGCGGUGGACAUGCUCGAGUUCGCGCUGUACAAGGCACGCCAACGCGGUGGACAAGUCGCGGUGGACAACCUCUGUUUGGAGAUGGCCAAGGAGAGAGAGUCUUGGCAGAAGAAAUAG